Messenger RNA from Hyla sarda, 1506 nucleotides. It is a transcript of the gene EFCAB10, whose product is annotated as EF-hand calcium binding domain 10. The transcript has 5 exons. The record is from RefSeq and is a predicted model, not a curated record. The coding region runs from base 68 to 460 and encodes 130 amino acids. Lineage: Eukaryota; Metazoa; Chordata; Amphibia; Anura; Hylidae. Gene Ontology annotation, molecular function: calcium ion binding.
GAGAGAUCUACUUCCGGUGCCGUGUCUGUUAUGUUGCGGUCGCUUAGCAACGGAGAACGCUGAGAGUAUGGCAGCCGGACGGGCACAGGAAGCGGAGGGUUACCUAAAAGAACACAAAAUAAUGGAGCUGGUGAACAACCUGACAAGUCUCCUCCUGUAUCACCGGCCUGAAAGACCCAGAGAAUUCCUUAUCACACUGCUAGAAAAACUGAAGCUCGCCCGGCUGGCAGAUGUGGAAUACCCUUGCCUCUUUGAUGAGUCUAACGCGGAUGCCGUCUUUGGCAUUCUGGACCCUUCAGGCCAAGGUUAUAUAACAGGGACUCAGUACAUUGAGGCUUUAAAAACUCUGGGUGUAGAUGUUAGUAACUUACCUUCUCCUCCUGAGAAAAUUACACAGGAAGUCUUCAAACAUGAUAUGAGGAUUCAUCUAAAAAAGUCUUCUGCAACAUUUAAGACCUAGGUCCUCUGCGGUCCAGCACUGUUGUGAUCCUGGCCUGACCACAUUUCUACUGACAUGAUCUGACAGCUGUCAACUUAAGACCCACAGUCACCACUUGUAUUUAUAAUACAGAUGUAGAACUGGCCUACAUGUGUAUCAUUACUUUACUCCCUUACACUGCUGCUUCCUAUGUACUCCUCCUCAGCACAGCACGAGUGGGCUUGUCUUCAGCAGCCAUGAGGAUAGCAGACUACACUUCCAUCUACCCCCACACUUAUCGCCUCCUGCUGUAUUCACCUGGCUUCAGAUCAGAAAUGCUCCACACUGUUGUUCUCUUCAUAUUAAGUUACCUCACUGCUGUCACUUCCUUCUUCUCUUCUCAGCAAGCUGAACUACAGGUCAUGACCCUAGGCCACAAUCUAGAAACAUCACAUUUUGGGCCAAAAUGGGAGAUAAUGUGGGAAACUACUUAACAAGACUGAAUUACUGUACAUUGAGGACUUACUUUGCACCAUACAUUUUUAAAUAUUACUUUAAUAAAACUUUUUCUAGUGUUAUUUUUGAAGCUAACCCUUUUGUGUUUAAUGUGUCAUACCAUGUGUUAUGCCAAGACAUCGUUUCACAGAAAAACCCUAAUGACACAAAAAAUGGAAUAUUGGUGUGGCAUAUUUAUAUCUAGACUCAAAAUAAGGGCCCAGACAGUCACCUACUGGGCAGACUUGAGGAAAUGCACUCCUUUAGAUGUUUAGUAAGCACGUAAACUGUUCUGCUUAUAAAGAGCAAAGUAUGUAACAAUGGAAAUACUUGUAAACUGUAAACUGUUCUGCUUAUAAAGAGCAAAGUAUGUAAAAAUGGAAAUACGGUAAUGCAGCAUCAACUCAUGAUUAUUAUCUAGUCAGUAGCUGAAGCUAAAGGAGUUAAUAAAUGUGCUUUACUUUUGUUGUUGUUAAGUAAAUACUUGGCCCGGUGGCUUUAAUGUGAAAUAGUCUUUGGAAUAAUAAAAAUGGAAAUGAUUAAUAUGGGAACUUUUUUUAAUGAGUGAAUAAACUGGCAUUAUUGCCUUGAAA